This is a messenger RNA of Microbotryum saponariae, 3140 nucleotides long. The record is from the annotation of a GenBank genome assembly. NCBI's taxonomy places the organism in Eukaryota, Fungi, Basidiomycota, Microbotryomycetes, Microbotryales, Microbotryaceae.
AUGCGCUUGCAGGCGCUUGCCCAAGCCCAAGCCGUGCCCCAAGCUCACGCUCCGCUAAGCUCGAACCUCGCUUCGGACUGUCACUUCAAGUUGCUUUUGGACUCGGUCGAUCCCCUCAGUUUCCGCCUCCAACGGUCGAUUGUGAUCAUCUGUGCUUGGCGAUUCUAGACACUGUUGGGCCACCCCAAGUCGAUCUCGUCACCGCCAGAUCGAGUUGGUCGUACGCUUGAAGCGCACUGGCAUACUCGAGCUCGCCCACGAGCUCCUGACGACCGGGCCACAGGCCUCCAGUACGACCAGCCCUAACCCGUCGUCUGCGUGUCCGAUCUCGACCGAUUGGUUCUAGUCCUACUCCGAGUCGACAUCAUCGGCCGCUGAUUCGUCCAGGCCUGCCUCGACGCGCCGAGUCGUCGAGCGUGAUCGGAUCGAGGGAGCUCAACGGCCGCCAACGCCUCAGCGAAGCCCCCGACCGAGUGGAUGUAAGCCCUCGAUCGACCAUCUCAGACACGAGAUAAGGUGCGUAUGUGCUGCAAAAGCUUAUCGCUGACAUCUUGCUGCGCGUCUACGCUCUCGAUCGGGUCUUGCAGUCGAUUUCGCUUCCCUUGCCGGGUGCCGUCGCCAGCUCGCGAGCGACGAGAUCGUCAUCGGGACGAAGGAGCAACACGUGAAACCGGCGCUGCUCGAGGGCCGUGACCACGAUUGGCCGAGAUUCGCCCCUACUUCCAGACGAUCGUCUCGUCAGCAACUGUAUCCACUACAGCCCCCACACUGGAACGAUGGGGAACGCCAACUCGUCAGAACAGCAGCAGCAGCAACGUGUUUCGCAGACGGGCAGCGCCCCGUCGACUUCAACGGGCGCUGAGCGGAGGAGGCACGCCCAAUCCAGCAACAACAGUAGUGCCGCACCUUCGCCUCGUCUUCGCACCCACACCUUGCCCCCAACGACCUCGGUAGCACCAACGACCACGACCACCACAGCCCAUGCCGAGCCCUCGUCGUCAUCCGCGAGUGCCGUCGCGCAUUCAUCUUCGGUCGCAGCAGCAGCAGCAGCAGCAGCUUCGGCCGCUUCGUCCGCGAAUACGACGAUCGAUGACGACUCGAGCACGACAAGAUCGGGUCGGACAUCCGAACCGGGUCGCCGCAAGAAGAGCAUCGAGCUGUCAGACGUCGAUCCGUCGCUGACCUUCUCGUCACGAGCACCCUCGCUCGCACGAGGCGUGCGACGAAAGACGAACGAUCGCAUCCAUGGCGACAUCAUCAUCGCCCCCGAAGACGUCGACGUCGACGAUCCCGAGCCUCUAGGGUCAGGGACAUUGCGAGGUGCGAUGCAGGGCAAAGCAGAACAUGUCGUCUACGGUCCUCGAAGGUCCGCACCACCAGAAUCACCGAUGACAUUGACGCCGACGACCGAGCUCGCCUCUCGACCGCAGGCGAUCGAUCUCCCGACACCGGACAUCACUGCGACCCUCGUGGACCCCGAUGACACCGUGCAUCCCGGAUUCGCGGCCUCGCCUCGUCUCACCGCGGCCGUCAUCCUCUCGCAGGACCAGAUGCCCGUCCUCGUCUCUCCCAUCAGCGAAGUCGCCCCCACCGACUCCCCACUGUACGGCGCCGGCAGCACACCCUCGUCGCAGACCAGUUCCGGCAAGUCCUCCAUCGUUCCGCGCUCACUCUCCUCCGUCCUCUCUUCUGUGUCGGCCCCGUCGACGAUUGCUUUGGCCGCCGCAGGACGACUACCGACAUCGAAGCUCGGUGCCACUUCGGCUCUUGCACCGAUCCCGGCUUCGCAAUUGCAAACCCCUCACACCGCCCCACCGAUGCACACCAACAUAGCGCCGACCGACACCGUUCAGGCACCGCCCAUUCCUUCGAAUCACCUCCCCAUCUCGGAAGCCGACAUUCCCUCGGGAACGAGCGUCAUCGCGUCCCCCGUCGUCACACCCGUUCCCGGAGGCACACCAACGGGGGCGAUCGUCUCACCCGCCGUUCUCCUUCCCCCUCGACUCCUUAAUGCACCCGUCGCCGCGAUCCCGAUCCCACUGCUCAGUGUGCCCUCGGCAACGAUCGCUGCAAGCCUUCUCGCAGCCGCCGUCGAUCUCGGAGCCGGAACCGAAGGAGUUCCGACCUUGAUCAAAUGGAAGGACGAAGAUGGUCAGGUGCCCGCUUCGUCGGACGGGAAACGACCUGCGCAGGGUCCGUCGGAGGUUUACGUCACGGGCACGUUCGCGAAGGGGUGGCAGACCAAGAUCGAGCUACGCAAGGCCAAGUGAGUGCUGAACGCCGAUCAGGGGAUCUUAGAUAGUGUCUUGCUGAUUUUUGCUCGCUUCUGGGUCCAACUCCAUCAGUGCUGCGGAUUUCUCCGCGCUCAUCUCGCUUCCUCCCGGACCUCACCGACUCAAGUUCAUCGUCGACAAGGAGUGGAAGGCGUCCAAGAACCUACCCGUCGCCACCGACGCCGACGGGAACUUGAUCAACUACCUCCACGUCAACGCCGCCGACUCAAAACUCGCAACAGAACUGUGGAAAGCUUCGGGCACAGGGUCGACCGCACCAACGACUCGAACGCAGCCUUCUGUAUCGGCACCAAACUCGACAUCACUCUGGCCCACGUUCGGCGACGAAGACGAUGCCGAAGCCCCCGGAGUGGACGGUGGAGUGGACGGUCUCGACGACUCGGAAUGGACCUCCGAAAUACCAUACGAACUCGUCGAAUACGGGGAAUGGGAAGCCGAACGCGACGCGAUCGAGAACUCGUCCGCCUUCUUGAAUCCUCCCCCCAACUCCCCACCCAUCGUCCUCCCUCCACCUCCCGCUGUAUCUGGAGUUCCUCCCCCAAGUCUUCCUGCGCAAUUGGAGAAGGGUCCAUUGAACCAUGCCGCGUACGUGACACAGGGGAGCGGCGACGAUAAUUCCAUCUUGCCGAAACCGGAUCAUUCGGUUAUCAAUCACUUGGCUGCGAGUCCGAUCAAAGGUGGUUUCCUGAGUGUCGGUGUGACGACGAGGUAUAAACGCAAGGUGAGUUCACUUUUAAUCUCCCUCGUAUCUCUACCGAAAUGGUUUCGCUGACGCUCCGCUUGUUUUCUUGACACCGACAGUUCGUCACAAUCGUCUACUAUAAAGCCCUCGCCGCACGCACAUGA